This is a messenger RNA of Gastrolobium bilobum, 961 nucleotides long. RefSeq names its product tropinone reductase homolog At5g06060-like. The record is from RefSeq and is a predicted model, not a curated record. The transcript is spliced from 6 exons. The coding region runs from base 1 to 825 and encodes 274 amino acids. Lineage: Eukaryota; Viridiplantae; Streptophyta; Magnoliopsida; Fabales; Fabaceae. Gene Ontology annotation, molecular function: oxidoreductase activity.
AUGGAAGAAGCACAUAGUAGCAUUAACAGAGGACCAAGAUGGUCUCUCAAUGGAUUGACAGCUCUUGUCACUGGUGGCACCCGUGGGAUUGGGCAUGCCAUAGUGAGUGAUUUAGCUGGAUUUGGUGCUGCUGUACACACUUGUUCUAGGACCGAAGAAGAGCUUAAUAAGUGCUUACAAGAAUGGAAAAGUCAAGGCUUUCUGGUUACUGGGUCGGUUUGUGAUGUGUCCUCUCGACCCAACAGAGAGAAACUCAUUCAGGAAGUGGCCUCCACCUUCAAUGGCAAACUUAACAUCUAUGUAAACAACGUUGGAACAAACUUUCGAAAGCCAUCCAUUGAGUACACUGCUGAAGAAUAUUCCGAGCUGAUGACAGUUAAUUUAGACUCUGCAUUCCAUCUGUGCCAACUUUCUUAUCCUCUUCUAAAAGCAUCUGCAAUGGGAAGCAUUGUGUUCAUUUCGUCUGUUGCAGGUGUGGUGAGCUGUGGUACUGGAUCUGUCUAUGCAGCAAGUAAAGCUGCAAUUAAUCAGCUCACAAAAGAUCUGGCUUGUGAAUGGGCGAAAGACAACAUAAGGAGCAACAGUGUUGUACCAUGGGCAACCAGAACCUCACUUGUAGAACAUCCUCGUGAGCCUCGUAACCAAGAGUUUAUGGAUGGUAUUACGUCUCGAACUCCUCUUAAGCGCAUUGCAGAACCAGAAGAAGUGUCGUCGUUGGUGACUUUCCUUUGUUUGCCUGCUGCCUCUUACAUCACUGGACAGGUUAUUUCUGUUGAUGGAGGAUACACUGUGAAUGGAUUUCAACCCAGCAUGAGAAUUACCUAAAAUUCUUUAACUGCUCAUCUAUGGAAUAAAUUAUUCUCAUUUUAUUUCUACUCCCUAGUAGUUAGCUAUGUAUGUGACAAGGGACAACCUUGAUCUGUAAUUUCAUCUCUUUUUUUUUUGGUACAAGUCAUUUCUC